CGACAUGAUCACACAGCAAUAAAAGGCCACAACGGUCGAACUCGGGGCCAAUUCAGUUGCGGUAUCGAUUCCGACAUGUUCAAUUUGCUGGUUGUGUUGUCUGCGUGUGUGUGCGUUGGUUACGCUGCAGUCGGCAUCGGACCCUUGCAGCCUAAGCCAGAGGAAUUCAAAAAUCAAGAAGGGUGUUAUAUAGAUGACCUGAAAGCGGUCAUCCCAUUUGGACAGUCAAGGCCAUCCAAGACUGCUAACAAUUGUAUGGAAUUCAGUUGUAGUACGAUGCUGAUCACAUAUACUACGUGUGGUGCGGUGGCGGCGCAGCCCCCCUGUAAGAUAGUGACGGACAAAGAGAAGACCUAUCCAGACUGCUGUCCCCGAAUUGAGUGUCCUUAAGCUUCGUUAAGACUUCAUUUUUGUAUCAAUCUCUAAUGUUUCUACUCUAUAACUUGCUGCUCACAUUAGCCUUGUUUAUGUAACUCAUGUGCUUAACUAACCACUCAAUGUAAUAGAUCCACAAUAAAAAAUGCCUACAAGUCUUUACAUAUGUAUACUAAAUAAAUGAAAUUCUUGCUUAUGA
Messenger RNA from Nymphalis io (European peacock), 574 nucleotides. RefSeq lists its product as uncharacterized. The transcript is spliced from 3 exons. Bases 76 to 390 code for a protein of 104 amino acids. The record is from RefSeq and is a predicted model, not a curated record. Lineage: Eukaryota; Metazoa; Arthropoda; Insecta; Lepidoptera; Nymphalidae.